AUGAGAACUUUAUUUCUCACCACAAGAGAGGUGACAAUGAAAUCGUUGCAACGUGCUCUGUUUAUUUCUUUGAUUGCUGUUUGCCUCGCUCCAACCUAUCAUGGUGUGGAAAUCAUUGGAGGACACAAAGUGAAACCCCAUUCAAAACCUUAUAUGGUCUCGAUCCAAGUUAAUAAGUGUCCAGGAAAACGUUAUGUGCAUAACUGUGGAGGGGCUUUGAUCAGUACCAAAUGGAUACUGACAGCAGCACAUUGUAAAACGCAGGACACUUUGCAAGUUGUUCUUGGAGCGGAUUCUCUUUCAAAGACUGAGAAAAGUCAACAAAAAUUCCAAGUCAAGAAGCAGCUGCCCCAUCCACAUUUUAACACAGUGACUAAAGAAAAUGAUAUCAUGCUACUUGAACUUUCCAGCGAAGCAAAGCUUAACAAUUAUGUGCAACUGCUCCAACUACCGAAAAAUGACAAUGAAGAUGUGAAACCUGGUACUCUCUGUACAGUGGCAGGAUGGGGAGCGACAGGGCCAUCAAAACCUGCAUCUGACACACUUCAAGAAGUGGAGAUAAGCGUAAUAGAUCGGAAAAAAUGCAAAGCUAUGCUUCAUCCCAAACGUAUGCUUGUAGUAACCGAGGAUAUGAUCUGUGCUGGUGACAGAAAAGGCAGAAAAGGCUCAUACAAGGGUGAUUCAGGUGGUCCUUUAAUUUGCGACAAGAAGUGCAAAGGCGUUGUGUCAUAUGGCCCCCGUGACCUAAGCACCAAGAUGCCUGGGGUUUACACUCGCAUUUCAAAGAAAUAUCUUAACUGGAUUACAAAUAUAAUUGGUGUUGAAACUUACAAUAUGACAGCUGGAGGCUUUUAUUGAGUAUUGUGUGGCUGCUAUGAGGUUUUGCUUUUAUUAGCUUGUCUUUAAAUUGCUUUGCUUCAGGAAGACC
Molecule: messenger RNA, 928 nt
Organism: Stegostoma tigrinum
Lineage: Eukaryota; Metazoa; Chordata; Chondrichthyes; Orectolobiformes; Stegostomatidae
Product: mast cell protease 1A-like
Exons: 5
Coding region: 1-858 (285 amino acids)
Biological process (GO): proteolysis
Molecular function (GO): serine-type endopeptidase activity
Source: RefSeq, a predicted model, not a curated record